AUGCGAUCCCAACUAUCUCGCAAUCUUCUUUCGCCCCUCAAACACCAAACCAUCCCUCUCCGCCCUGCACCGACAUUUUGCUUCUCCCGGUUUUUGUCCUCGACGCGCAAGCCUCCCCAUUCGAAGACAAGCAGCAAGGCUCUUCUAGCUGCACCAACAAUUCCCUUUUUCGGCGCCUUCUUCAGCUCUAAUCAUAGCCCUGUCAAACCGGCCGACGCCAUGUCGCCUCCGGACCAGAGAAGCGAAGACGAGUGGAGAGCUGUUUUGAGCCCAGAGCAAUUCCGCAUUCUCCGCGAAAAGGGUACUGAGCGUGCUGGCACCGGUGAAUACGAUUCCCACUAUCCGUCCAAAGGCGUCUACAAUUGCGCUGGUUGCGAUGCGCCGCUUUAUACUGCCGACCACAACACGUUUGGCAUGAAGCGGACAGAGAUCGUAUGCAGCAACUGUGGAGGUCACCUCGGCCAUGUAUUCGAGGGUGAGGGGUAUCCGACUCCCACGGAUGAGCGUCAUUGUGUGAAUAGUGUCAGUCUGCGCUUUACAGAAGAUGCUAGCGCUGCUAAGAAUCCCCAGGCGAAAGUCUGA
Molecule: messenger RNA, 582 nt
Organism: Penicillium mononematosum
Lineage: Eukaryota; Fungi; Ascomycota; Eurotiomycetes; Eurotiales; Aspergillaceae
Product: peptide-methionine (R)-S-oxide reductase
Exons: 3
Coding region: 1-582 (193 amino acids)
Biological process (GO): response to oxidative stress; protein repair
Molecular function (GO): peptide-methionine (R)-S-oxide reductase activity
Source: RefSeq, a predicted model, not a curated record